Molecule: messenger RNA, 3023 nt
Organism: Rosa chinensis
Lineage: Eukaryota; Viridiplantae; Streptophyta; Magnoliopsida; Rosales; Rosaceae
Product: L-type lectin-domain containing receptor kinase IV.1
Exons: 2
Coding region: 61-2097 (678 amino acids)
Biological process (GO): protein phosphorylation
Cellular component (GO): plasma membrane
Molecular function (GO): ATP binding; carbohydrate binding; protein kinase activity
Source: RefSeq, a predicted model, not a curated record
UUUAGAUCCAUAAAUACCCAAGAAGGAAGGUCCAGAAACUUCACAGACGCCUAGCCAUCCAUGUUUGUCAAGCUUUCUGCUCUCCUAGUACUACUAGUACUUCUGGCACCCACAAAAGCCCAAGACCUUAAUUUCAUCUACAAUGAUGGUUUCUCUAGCCGUUCUGGUCUUAAUCUCAGUCUAGACGGCGUAGCAGGGAUCACACCAAAAGGUCUCUUGAAGCCUACAAACCACACCAAAGAGAGAAUUGACAGAAUGGGUCAUGCCUUCUACCCUAACCCCGUAACGUUCAAAAACUCAGAGAAUGACUCUGCUUUCUCCUUCUCCACCAACUUUAUCUUUGCCAUUCCACCAGAGUUCACUACUUUCAGUGGCCAUGGAAUGGCCUUUGUCAUCGCUCCGACGAGAGGCCUCCCCGGAGCUAUGUCGGGCCAGUACCAGAGCCUGUUCAACGUCUCCAAUAAUGGGAAUUUCACCAAUCAUGUUUUUGCUGUGGAGCUUGACACGAUCGAGAACGCGGAAUUUAGUGACAUCAAUGAUAACCAUGUUGGUAUAGACAUCAAUGGCUUGAACUCUAUCACAGCUGCCCCAGCUGGUUAUUUUGAUGGUCCGCACUUCAAGAACCUGACUCUUAUCAGUGGUAAAGAAAUGAGAGUCUGGGUUGAAUAUGAUGGUACCAAGAAGCAAAUUGAAGUUACUAUGGCUCCAAUUGCUGUUGCAACUAAACCCCCAACUCCACUUUUGUCUUUGAAAUAUGACCUUUCCCCAAUUCUCAAGAAAACCAUGUAUGUUGGCUUUUCCGCUUCAACUGGUCCGUUCUUCACAUCCCAUUAUGUAAUGGGUUGGAGCUUUAAGAUGAAUGGCCAAGCUCAAGACCUUAUAGCUUCCAAACUUCCUAAGUUGCCUAGCAUUGCAGGUAAAAAGAGGUCCAUGCUUUUCACCUUUGGUGUGCCUCUGAUUUCCGUGAGUUUGGUUGUGCUACUGGUUUCUGGGGUGCUUUAUGUCAUAAGUAGGAAGAGGAAGUUUGCAGAAGUGGUUGAAGAUUGGGAGCUAGAGUAUGGUCCUCAGAGGUUUAAGUACAAAGAAUUGUAUAUAGCCACCAAAGGGUUUAGGGAAAAGGAGCUUUUGGGAACUGGGGGAUUUGGUAAAGUUUAUAGAGGUAUAUUACCCUCCUCUAAAUUUGAGAUUGCAGUGAAAAGGGUAUCACAUGAAUCAAGACAGGGGAUGAAGGAAUUUGUAGCAGAAAUUGUUAGUAUUGGCCGACUUCGUCACCGAAAUUUAGUACAACUGUUGGGAUAUUGCAGGCGAAAAGGGGAGCUGCUUUUAAUCUAUGACUACAUGCCUAAUGGAAGCUUGGAUAAAUACCUCUUUGAUCAACCUGAGGUGACCCUUAAUUGGAGCCAGAGGUUUAAAGUCAUCAAAGGUGUGGCUUCGGGGUUAUUCUAUCUUCAUGAAGAAUGGGAUCAAGUUGUGAUUCAUAGAGAUGUGAAGGCCAGUAAUGUGUUGCUAGAUGGGGAAUUGAAUGGAAGGCUAGGAGAUUUCGGGCUUGCAAGAUUAUACGACCAUGGAACAAACCCUCAAACUACUCAUGAUAUAGUUGGAACACUCGGGUACCUAGCUCCAGAGUACACAAGAACAGGUCGGGCCACCACGAGGACUGACGUGUUUGCUUUUGGGGCAUUUUUGCUCGAAGUAGCUUGCGGAAAAAGGCCAACUAAGACACAGGGUCCAGAAGAUGUGAUUUUGGUUGAUUGGGUGUUUUCUUGUUGGAAUAGAAGUAACAUCCUAGAGGCAAGAGAUCAAAGCCUUGGUACGGAUUUUGUGGCCGAGGAAGUGGAGUUGGUGUUGAAGCUUGGGCUUUUGUGCUAUCAUUCGGAGCCAGCGGCAAGGCCAAGCAUGCGACAAGUCGUUCAGUACUUGGCCGGUGAUGUUGCUUUGCCGGAAGUGUCACUUUCCGGGUUUUCUUCUAAUGGAUUAAUGAUUGGACACCUUGAAGGUUUUGAUGACUAUGUUAUGUCUUAUCAGUCUUCUUUAGGCAAUAAGUCCUCCCAUUCAUCAUAUGUUCCAGAGUCGGCACUACUUUCAGGUGGUCGUUGAUUCCAAGCAAUAAGUAUAUAUUCAUUCACAAACUUGGAAUCAAAAGCCAUACUACUUGCAUACACCUUUGAAAGUUUAUUAUAUCUUAUAGCCUUUUAUAAGUAAUGGGAAACCAAUUGAAAAUCUCCAACGCACCUUCUCAACAGUCAUGUAUCACCGCUGUCUUUUUUUCCCGCCGAAUUUCACAGAAAAGCGGUGCUCUUGCUGAAACCUAGACUAUUUGAUACAGUGUGUGCUUCCCUAAUUUGUAUGCCUUUCUGAAGUUGGAAUGCUUGUAAUCUGUUCUUGCAAAAGUGUUCAUCACAAGGGAGUGUGGGGUUAGGAUGUGAGAGCUUUGGCUCUUCCUUUUGAUUUUGUACAUUUCAAUUAGUGCCCUCGAAUUGAAAACGGUAAUAGUGUUGCUCAUAUUCAUAGUGCCCUCGAAUUUAAGACGGUAAUACACACCCUUCAUAUUGUGGCAUUGACUAAGUAUGAGAGUUUUGGUUUUUUCUUUGAUUUUGUAUCUUGUAUUUAGUGGCCCAAGUUUGUCACAAUACUAGUGUCGCUCAUGGUAUAAUUAUCCAGGAAGUUGUGAUGUUCUUGAGAUAUGAAUUGAAGAUGAGGGUUCCUAAGAUAUGGCUCGCUAGAUGAAUGUGAUGGCAUCGAGUGUGAGGUUAGGAUGUGAGAGCUUUGGCUCUUCUUUUUUAUUUCAUACAUUUCAAUUAGUGCCCUCGAAUCCAAGACGGUAAUAGUGUCGCUCAUAUUCGUAGUGCCCUCGAAUUUAAGACGGUAAUCCACACCCUCCAGAUUGUGGCAUUGACUAAGUAUGAGUUUUGGUUUUUUCUUUGAUUUUGUAUCUUGUAUUUAGUGGCCCAAGUUUGUCACAAUACUAGUGUCGCUCGUGGUAUAAUUAUCCACGAAGUUGUGAUGUUCUCAAGACUAAUAAU